Messenger RNA from Trichomycterus rosablanca, 1982 nucleotides. RefSeq names its product beta-1,4-N-acetyl-galactosaminyl transferase 1b (gene b4galnt1b). Bases 1 to 1599 code for a protein of 532 amino acids. Gene Ontology annotation, cellular component: Golgi membrane. The record is from RefSeq and is a predicted model, not a curated record. Gene Ontology annotation, molecular function: acetylgalactosaminyltransferase activity. Gene Ontology annotation, biological process: ganglioside biosynthetic process. The transcript has 10 exons. NCBI's taxonomy places the organism in Eukaryota, Metazoa, Chordata, Actinopteri, Siluriformes, Trichomycteridae.
AUGCAUUCUUUGCUAAAGACGGUGCUGUUAGCUCUGGUAGCAUCAGUGGUGCUGUUCCUGGCCUUGCUGCGUUCCUGGCCCACUCGGGCUUACCCCAUUGUGGAUGUACGACAGAGACCGGGGUCUGAAUUUGAGAGGCUGCUGGAGGAGAGACUCCCAGAGUCUGACCCCAGCACGGAUGCUAUUCCCUACCAUGUGAGGGAGAGCGUAUCUGGGCUUCUGGCACGUAAUGGGUGUGUGUGUGAGGGUGAAAGACGUAGUGUGAAUUUACCUUUCGGCAAGCUGCUGUUUCCACAAGUUUCUGCCCACUCGCUGCACACAGCCUUUCAGCCCUCCCAGCUCGAUGAGGUGAAGAGACGUCGUGCCAAAGAGUACCAGGGCUUCCAGAUUAGAUCACAAACCCCUGCUGAUUUGCUGAUUGUAGCUGAAGCAAACAGCCCACUGCAAUACCCAACACAGGGUGUGGAGGUACGACCACUCAAGACCAUCCUUAUACCAGGCUUGGCCUUAAAACAUGUUCCCAGAGACGUUUACACUUUGAAUUUCUCUGCAUCUCUGGGCACAUUUAAUGUUGCAGCUGAGGUUGAUGGGGUCAGAGUUAAAGGUGAGGGUGAGAUGCACAUGACCCUAAGCAGCUACCUGUUACCCAACCUGAACCGACAACUACAGUUCAUCACUUAUACUAACACACUGUUCCACCCCAGCACUGCAGACACAGUGCAGUUAGAGACAGAAGGACAUCAGGCUUUCUUCACCAUUAAAAUCCAUCAUGGAGUGACACCUAAACUCUACAACACUGGAUCAGAUGCAGACAAAGAAUACAACAUCAGUGCUCUGGUUACUAUAGCCACCAAAACGUUCCUGCGCUACAACAAGCUCCAGGACCUGAUAGACAGCAUAAGACGGUACUACCCAACAGUUACCAUCGUCAUAGCUGACGACACCGAAAAUCCGAAAAAGGUGUCGGGCCCUUACAUAGAGCAUUACAUCAUGCCAUUCGGAAAGGGUUGGUUUGCAGGCCGUAAUCUGGCCGUGUCACAAGUGACCACAAAGUAUGUGCUGUGGGUGGAUGAUGACUUUAUCUUUACUGCCAACACCAACCUGGAGAAACUAGUGGACGUCCUGGAGAAAACCACUCUUGAUUUGGUUGGGGGUGCUGUGCGCGAGGCUACAGGCUACACAUCCACCUACAGACAGACCAUCUCUAUCGAGGCAGGAGAGGAGGACGGGGACUGUCUUCACAUGAGACGCGGGUUCCAUCACGGCAUUCAGGGCUUCCCUAAUUGUGUGGUCACAGACGGAGUAAUAAACUUCUUUCUUGCACGGACAGACAAGGUGCGGCAGGUUGGGUUUGACCCACGGCUGGCCCGCGUUGCCCACCUGGAGUUUUUCAUAGAUGGACUGGGUUUGCUCCAUGUUGGCUCGUGUGAUGAUGUCAUCGUAAACCAUGCCACUAAGAUCAAGUUUCCAUGGGGUCAGUCGGAAAGUGACAAAGCUUAUGCCAAGUUUCGUUACCCUUCGGCAUCCUCAGACGCCACACGAACCAAAAAUGGCCUACUGUACUUCAAAAACCGGUUUCAGUGUUUCACACGCAACUAACACUCUCUUUCCUCACACCCUCUCCCAUUUUUUCGUCUUCCCCUCUUAAGAGACAGCUCCUGUCAUGUUUUGCUGAGAAGAUUAUUUGAAGGAAUUCUAAGUUGUGCAUGAGUGUGAGUCUAUAAACUGGUAUGUUGUUUCCUCCCACGUUUGAGUGUGGGAAUGUUGAGAAAUAGCCCGUGUUUAAUGGGCAUUAAACAUUCAUUAAAAAACUAUGUUUAAUGAAGGGGCAUUAAACAUCAUCAAUAAUGACGGACAAAUAAGAGAUCAAAGCUCAUUGUUUAAGAUUGUCUUGUAUGUGACCUGUUUUGCUGAAUCUUAUUUUUUAUGAGAAUUAUCAAGAUAUAAAUCAUUCCUCCAAGUGGCUCUGUCAGGAUUUCUCA